GUGACCAGCCCUGCCAUGGGAAACAACAGUUCUCACAAGAGGACCAAAGUGCCCAAGCAGGCCCGUAAAGAGAGGCCGCCCGACAUGGACAAGGCUGGGCGGAAACAGCAGCUCUUCAGCCACCUCAAGCAGAAGAAGCCAAGUGCCAAGAUCGUGCUGCUUUUCCCCUUGGACAAGCGGCAGCAGCUAGCCGAGGUGGCGGCGGGCCCGGGCGCGCGGCCUCGACGGCCAGGCGAGGAUGCGACGGGCGCCCCGGUGGACUCCCCCGCGGCGGCGGCGGCGCCCAUGCUGCGAGGAGCGGGCGACGGUGUGGAUCGGCGCGAGGGCGCACGAGCGAGAGAAAUGAAGAAGAUCUUGGUCCUGCUGCUGCUGCUGGACGCGCGGCUGCAGGAGGAGGGGCGUUCCGCGGCGGGCGCGCCCGGGGGCGGGGCCGGAGCAGGGGGUGCGGCCGGAGCAGGGGGCGCAGCCAAGGGGGAACAGGGCUGGCAGCGGCUGUAUGCACGUCUACUGACCGAGAGCGAGGUGGACCGCGAGGCCAAGCCCGCCGAGGAGCAGCCGCGCAAGCGGCGCCGCUGCCCUCGCCCGCGACCCUGA
Neogale vison (American mink) is the source of this 594-nucleotide messenger RNA. It is a transcript of the gene C8H20orf144, whose product is annotated as chromosome 8 C20orf144 homolog. The coding region runs from base 16 to 594 and encodes 192 amino acids. The transcript has 2 exons. Lineage: Eukaryota; Metazoa; Chordata; Mammalia; Carnivora; Mustelidae. The record is from RefSeq and is a predicted model, not a curated record.